AUGGUCCAGGAACAGGACGUGGCGACCGUGAACGCCAAGGAGGCGCUCCUUAUCGCAGGACAGAAAAUUGAUAUCGAAACGAAGACAACAUUCACGCAAACAUCUGCCACAGACAUCGAGCCAAGAAACAUACAAAUCACCGAGGAAGCAAGAAAUGUGUAUCCUACGUCUUCGAGAUGUGUAUAUCUACAGCAAAAAAAAUCCUCGACAUUUUGGAGUGUCGACGACGAUCCGGCGCCUCAAUGGUUGAUAGAGGAAGCCCUGUCGGUCAUGAACAGAGGGGCUGAGCACAGCGAGCGAUGGACAAAAGGGGAAAUAUCGUCCAGGAAGGAAACCGAUAAGUCCGAGUCGAUUAUCUCGGAACUCGAGGCGAAACUCAGUCGUACGAAAAUGGAUCUCGAAGAGGCUCUAGAGAUGAAGACGAUGGCGAAGGAAAAAUAUAAAAAAACUUUGGAGACCGUGAAAGCAGAAGCUCGCAGGGAGAACGAGGUGCUUCAAGAACGAAUCGUUCGAAUCUGCACGUCCGUUCUGGAGAACUUCGGUCCUCGUGCCAUCACCGGAAAAAGAGGACAAAAUUACCAAUUGAAAUGCAGCAAACGUUUAACGUUUCACGAGAAUAUUUCUAAUAAACUGCACAAGAAGCUGCGUAUGGCAGUCACGAGAUCGAACAAAUUGAAACGGGAACUGGCCACUGCGCGGAAAGCGUUGAAAGUCAAAGCGAAAAAAUGCGAAUCGAUGCACAAAUGCUUCGAGAAACUGAAGCAAGAGAUGGACACCAGCGAGACCAAUUUGAACAAUCUCAUCUCCGAGAAUCUCGAGCUACGAAAGACGAUAGAAGACACGCGGGAUUGGGUGCAGCACAAUUUGGGGAAAGAGAACCACGAGAAGAAUAACGUCGCCAAUUUCCGAAAUAUGCAGAGGAGCAGGGAACUGACGAAUCUGAAAAAAAAGGCGGAGGAAGACUUCACAACUAUUACCCAGCUAAGAAAUAAAUUACUGCGAUCAGAAUCAGCAAACGCCAACAAAGGAUUUUUAUUGAACAGUUACAAGAGUCAGCUGUCCGACCUGAAUAAAGAAAAAUGUCAGCUUACGUCGAAGAUAAGCAGCUUAGAAAACGAGAUCACGAACGUGAAGACGAAUAAUUCGCAAUUAAAAGCGAAGAUUUCGGUUUUGAACAGCGAGAAGGAUAAAUUAUUCUGUGACAAUGAGAAAUCAAAGGCAGACAUUGCGGUAAAGAUGGAAAAGCAAUACACUAAAAAAUGCGACGUCGGAGUGCAAGGGGAAAUUGAUCAUAUGAAUGCUGCCUACGAAGGAAUGUGUAAAUCUAUAAUAACAAAAUUGGACUGUGCAAAAAAUCAGAAUAUGGAAUACUUGAAAGGCAUACAGGACUUUUUAAAGAAACUUUACCUUUCUCCAAAUGACUGCCAAACGCAAAAAAACCUAAAAGUGGACGAACCCAGCGAAAAGGAGGCUCACCAAACUGCGUGCAAUAUUCUAAACAUGACACCGGAAGAGUUGUCUGGUUUCAUCAAUGAAAGAAGACCUAACUCGAUUAUCUCUUGGACAAACGAAUUGAACCGGAUAUUGUCGAAAAGUAAUUUCUCCGAUAAUCUGUCGAAGUUUCUGUUGAAAAAAGCGAUAUGGAAACUGAAGACACAAUAG
This is a messenger RNA of Dufourea novaeangliae, 1662 nucleotides long. RefSeq names its product probable DNA double-strand break repair Rad50 ATPase. The record is from RefSeq and is a predicted model, not a curated record. Bases 1 to 1662 code for a protein of 553 amino acids. NCBI's taxonomy places the organism in Eukaryota, Metazoa, Arthropoda, Insecta, Hymenoptera, Halictidae. The transcript has 11 exons.